AAGGGCGGGCGGAAGUUCCUGGAGCUUCCGGUCGCCUGUUUAGGGGAGAGUUAUGGCUAAACACCAUCCAGAUUUGAUUUUCUGCCGCAAGCAGGCUGGAGUUGCUAUCGGGAGACUGUGUGAAAAAUGUGAUGGCAAAUGCGUUAUCUGUGAUUCCUACGUGCGUCCCUGCACCCUGGUUCGCAUAUGUGAUGAGUGUAACUAUGGAUCAUACCAGGGUCGCUGUGUGAUCUGUGGAGGUCCCGGAGUCUCCGAUGCCUACUAUUGUAAAGAGUGCACCAUUCAGGAGAAGGAUAGAGAUGGUUGCCCAAAGAUUGUCAACUUGGGGAGCUCUAAGACAGACCUCUUCUAUGAACGCAAAAAAUAUGGCUUCAAGAAGAGGUGAUGGGUGGUGGCAUCUUCUUCUCCCAUCAAGUUGCUGCAGCUGCCAGAAAAGACGCCUACUACCACCAGCAGAAAAGGAGCGGAGCCCAGAGUGUCACCAGAACAGCCUGCUAGCGCUAGUGUCCUGGCCCCCUGCCACCCUUUCUUUCCCACACUGUGCUGGUGGGGAUGGAAGAGGGUUCUUCAUAGAACAUUCUAGCAGACUGGAAGAAAAUUUGCUAGGUUAGUUCAUAGUUUUUUGUUUUGUUUUUUUGAGGGGUUUUUUGUUGUUGGAAAAGCAAUGCUCUGCUCUCUACAUUGAUUCUUUCCACACUAAACGCUUUCAAACAAGUCUAUGGCCUUGACGAUGAAGCCGCGCGUCAAAAGCAUGGUCUUGCAGCAGCUAUGAUGCUUCCACGAUCCUCAGUGUGGCCAGGAGCCAUCAGAACAGUAAUGUGAUGUGACACUUCCCAAGUGGCACUAAUUUCAUGCUAUUUUGCUUAUACAUUGGAAGUUUCUGUUGUAAUAAAGUUGUGCGUAUUUUCUGGUA
Psammomys obesus (fat sand rat) is the source of this 913-nucleotide messenger RNA. RefSeq names its product PHD finger protein 5A (gene Phf5a). Gene Ontology annotation, biological process: mRNA splicing, via spliceosome. The record is from RefSeq and is a predicted model, not a curated record. NCBI's taxonomy places the organism in Eukaryota, Metazoa, Chordata, Mammalia, Rodentia, Muridae. The transcript has 4 exons. Bases 53 to 385 code for a protein of 110 amino acids. Gene Ontology annotation, cellular component: U2 snRNP; precatalytic spliceosome; catalytic step 2 spliceosome.